Molecule: messenger RNA, 792 nt
Organism: Rhododendron vialii
Lineage: Eukaryota; Viridiplantae; Streptophyta; Magnoliopsida; Ericales; Ericaceae
Exons: 3
Coding region: 1-792 (263 amino acids)
Biological process (GO): proteolysis
Molecular function (GO): serine-type endopeptidase activity
Source: RefSeq, a predicted model, not a curated record
AUGGAAAUCAAUUUCGAGAAUGAAUUUAUCGAGGCUGGAAAAAGUUGCCUCCCGCAACGAAAGAGGCAACAUUUCUACGAGAAAAUGAAGAGGGCUGCAGUUUCGGUACAUGUUGUUAAGGCCGAUCGUAUACGGGAUGGUAACAAAUUUGAGAAGCUCGAAGAUGCAGAUAUGGGUUCCGGGUUCAUAAUCACUAAGGAUGGUCAUAUCAUGACCUGUUCUCAUCUUGUUCAGGGUGUUAUCAAGGAUGGACGAUUAUUAUUUAUUGCCAAUGCGGAAGAACCAGAUGUGCUUAGGGAAGCUACGGUGUUGUACGAUGAACCAGGUUCAGAUGUAGCCGUACUGCAACUCAAAAAAGUGGAUCGAGAAUUCGAUUUUUGCAUGUUUGGAAGGAAAGAGAACAUAAGCAUGGGAAUGGAAGUUUUUUCCAUCUCAAACCCGCUUGGUCUUGAAUUUAGCUUCUUGAUGGGACAAGUGUCGUUAUCUAGUUUGGCUGCUGGAGACAUACAAAUUCAAGCUGCAAAAUUCGAUGACGACCUGCACCUGAUUCAGCUUAAUAAUGUAAACAUUCUUUCGGGCGCAUCUGGUGGACCUUUAUUUGAUGGAAAGGGAAGGGUCAUCGGGAUGUGUUCUUUUGGCAUAGGUGACACUGGCUAUGCUGUCCACAUAGACCUCAAGCCAGAUGACAAUGCAAUGCAAGAGAAUUUUACAAGAAGACGAUAUUUUGUUGGCAAGCUGUGGGACUUUUGCAUGGAUCCUUAUGUUUUAUCUAUGGUUGCAUCUAUAUCAUGA